Messenger RNA from Lactuca sativa (garden lettuce), 459 nucleotides. RefSeq names its product AT-rich interactive domain-containing protein 5. Gene Ontology annotation, cellular component: nucleus. Gene Ontology annotation, molecular function: DNA binding. Gene Ontology annotation, biological process: regulation of transcription by RNA polymerase II. The record is from RefSeq and is a predicted model, not a curated record. Lineage: Eukaryota; Viridiplantae; Streptophyta; Magnoliopsida; Asterales; Asteraceae.
AUGAGUUCAAUCAUUGAUGGAGGUUAUUCAUGUCGUCCACAGGAAAAGAAUUCUAACAAUUCACAAAAGCGCGAAAAAAGUCUGAAAAGCAUUGGGUCACUUAAACAAAAAAGACCAAGUGAAGUGCAGCAUCUAGUGAAAGUUAGUUGUUACCACGGUUGCCAAUGUGGGCUCCCUGCUAAUUGGGUGAAAAUAAAUGUGCGAGAAACUAAAGAUUGCUUUGAAGUGUAUGCCCUAGUUCCAGGGCUUCUAUGGGAAGAGGUACAAGUCCAAUCUGAUCCAGCUGGACGUCUAGUCAUCACGGGUCAACCUGAGCAACUUGACAACCCGUGGGGCAUUGUUGCUUUCAAAAAGGUGAUUAGCCUACCAUCAAGAAUUGAUCUGCUUUGUACAUCAACAAUUAUGAGCUUACAUGGACGUCUGUUGGUUGUUGUGCCUUUUGAGCAGUCAAACAUCUGA